GGCUGCAAUGUCCCUUCAGGUGGCCAUCAAGAAAAUGAGUCUCAGAGGGCAGAACAGGGAACGAGCUGUGAAUGAGAUCCUGCUCCUGAAGGACAAGAAGAACCCCAACAUUGUCAACUCUUUGGACAGCUUCCUUGUUGAUGGAGAUCUCUGGCUGGUGAUGGAAUACAUGGAUGGAGGAACUUUGCGGGACGUUGUCAGACAGACACGCAUGGCUGAAGGAGAGAUGGCAGCUGUCAGUCGGGAGUGUCUGCAGGGCCUGGAUUUCCUCCAUUCAGAGCGGGUCAUCCACAGGGAUCUGAAGAGCUCCAACAUCCUCCUGGGCAUGGAUGGCUCUGUCAGGGAAUCAGUAAAAGCCACUGCAUGAAAGCUGAGGGUUUC
Zonotrichia leucophrys gambelii is the source of this 381-nucleotide messenger RNA. Its product is annotated as serine/threonine-protein kinase PAK 3-like. The record is from RefSeq and is a predicted model, not a curated record. Gene Ontology annotation, biological process: regulation of axonogenesis; intracellular signal transduction; regulation of MAPK cascade. NCBI's taxonomy places the organism in Eukaryota, Metazoa, Chordata, Aves, Passeriformes, Passerellidae. The transcript is spliced from 3 exons. Gene Ontology annotation, molecular function: ATP binding; protein serine/threonine kinase activity. Gene Ontology annotation, cellular component: cytoplasm. Bases 8 to 367 code for a protein of 119 amino acids.